Molecule: messenger RNA, 1125 nt
Organism: Oppia nitens
Lineage: Eukaryota; Metazoa; Arthropoda; Arachnida; Sarcoptiformes; Oppiidae
Product: innexin shaking-B-like
Exons: 4
Coding region: 4-1125 (373 amino acids)
Cellular component (GO): plasma membrane; gap junction
Molecular function (GO): gap junction channel activity
Source: RefSeq, a predicted model, not a curated record
AUAAUGUUGGAUGUCUUCCGUAGUCUAAAGACAUUGCUGAAGACAAGUCGUGUCCAAAUCGAUAACAAUAUAUUUCGUUUGCAUUAUUCAAUAACUGUUAUACUAUUGUUAGCCUUUUGUGUGAUUAUAACUACUAAACAAUACGUCGGCGAUCCUAUCGACUGUGUCCGCAGCGAAGCCAUUCCCCAAAGUGUGAUCAAUACAUAUUGUUGGAUUCAUACGACAUAUACAGUGCCGAGAAGUCUGAAAAAAGAGGUCGGCGUUGAAGUAGUGGCUCCGGGAGUCGAUAUGGAGACCAAUACCAAAGAAUUUCGUUAUCAUAAAUACUAUCAAUGGGUUUGUUUUGUAUUAUUUUUUCAGUCGACUCUAUUCUACAUUCCUCGAUGGCUAUGGAAGAUGUGGGAAGGAGGGAAAAUCCAAGCCCUGAUGAUGGACUUGGAUGUAGGCGUUUGUAGCGAACAGGAAAAAAAACAAAAAAAGAAACUACUGGUCGACUAUCUGUACAACAGUCGGGGCCAUCAUAACUGGUACGCCGCACGCUAUCUGUUUUGCGAAGUUCUGGCACUGGCCAACGUUUGCGGCCAAAUGUAUAUGUUGGACAAGUUUUUUGACGGCGAAUUCCUGACCUAUGGUCUACAAGUUAUUGAAUUUGCCCAACUUGACCAAGAAGAACGUAUAGAUCCGAUGAUCCGGAUAUUUCCGAGAGUAACCAAAUGUCGUUUCUAUAAAUACGGUCCGUCGGCCAACAUCGAGACCAUCGAUGCCCUAUGUCUACUGCCAUUGAAUAUCAUCAACGAAAAGAUCUAUAUAUUCAUAUGGUUUUGGUUUCUAUUGUUAACCGCCCUAACCGUCAUAGUUAUCGUAUUUCGUUUGGUUAUCAUUGCCUGUCCGCCCGUUCGGGUAUAUCUACUUAAUAUGAGGUUCCGAUUGUCACAAUUGGAUCACUUGCAUACCAUUGUCCGGCGGACAUCAAUCGGCGAUUGGUUUCUUGUUUAUAUGUUGGGCCAAAACAUCGAUAGUGUCAUCUAUCAGGAGGUGAUCCAGGAUUUGGCAAUGAAAACCGAUUCACAGCCAUCCGAGUCGAUGAUGAUGUCCACACAAUCCAAGUCAAUGAUGUCCACAUAA